AUCGCGCUAGCCAGCUGACUUUGUUACUGUUAACAUGGAUCAAGACCGCAAAUAUCUAAAAACUGGACGUUUUCAGAGGCAGGAGACAACCUACGCAGAGCACUGCUGUGUCCCCCACUGUACAGCGUCAGCAAAAUUCAACGGGGUAUUAAGUUUUCAUGGCUUUCCGAGCCAAACUGACGUGAGGAGGCAAUGGAUUGUGAACAUACGCCGGGAUGCAUAUGUCAUCACCACUCACUCCAAGGUCUGUAGCAGACACUUUAGUCCCGACAAGUUGAUAGAGCCAACUACUCCUCAGGGUCGAAGGAGACUGGCAAAAGGUGCCGUACCAACCCUUUUUGAGUGGAACCAAUAUACGGUCGCAACCCCAAGGCGCGGCGUGUGGGAUAGAGUGGAUCGGUUCGUCGAGGCUGCCCCUCCGGGAGAUGAAGUUGAUCAACGUUUUGAAGAUCACGACUACUGCUCUGUCCCAGAACCGGCUGCCAUGGAUAUGGCCGCAUCCGCUGCUGAAAGCGUCACAAAUGAAGUAGAGGAGCUGAGAAAGGAGCUACAUGAGUUACGUCUCCAGCGAGAUUUUGGACUGCAACGGUUUGCUGGCUCCGACGCAGACAUACGAUUUUACACAAGGUAAGUCAUUUCCAUUUUUUGUAUUAGCCUAUGUGAUAUUAGCUUUGUCCCUAAGUGACGGGGAUAUGUGCCAUGCAGGGACAAUAGCUUUAUGUUACAGAUUAAUUUAUAGUACUGUACCAAAUUACUUCUUAAUAGGUCUAUGUGAAUGAUAAAUAGCACACAAGUAGUGUCAUGUUGAGAGAUGGUGUAAUUCAGGACAGGAGUUGGGAAUGUCCAUGUCUUAUCAGAAUUUAUAUAUUUUAAUGUGAAGGCAUCAAUAGUUCAGAAAAAAAACAUUUAUAAUACAGAUUUGUGUAAAGACUUACAGAGACGUGUUGCCAGUUAAAGUCUACAAAAGUUUAUUUUUAAAUAGUUGAAAGUCAUUAGUUAUUAUAUGAGAGGAAAAUGGGAGCACUGAAGCGACAGCGCCAGAAUGUGACCGUCUCCAGCUCCACCAAUGCUGGUCCUAGAACAAAAAUACUAUUAAACAAUUGUAAAAAUUUAUGAAUUGAUCAGGUAACACCCUACUUAUCUGCAUGCAAGUGCACAGCAAACCACCAAACAGCGCCUCCCAAUGAUACAGCCCCGACAGGAACACUACUCUAAAAAGAAAGAGCACAGAGACCACAUUAGGGCAUUGGAUAUCCAGACACAUCAGGUUGUCUUAUAGGAAGUUGGGGCAGUUAUUAAAAUGCACCCAAAGAGGAAACUAAACAAACCUGUCAGCCGGGUGCCAGGGAUUAGUUACGGUACCAUCCGGUAGAGCAACCGUUGCGUACUGGCCCAAGUCACAAUACAGGUUAAAGUGAGGUGACUGAGGCUGAAACAGGUAUAUGGGAGAAAUACAGGUCACCCUGCCACACACACACACACACGCAUAUAUAUAUGAGAUAAAAUCGUAAUCUUAGUAGUUACUGUUGACAUUAUUUUGGUAACAAUGUAUACUUUUGAAGAUUUUAAACAUUUUUAUGUGGUGUCUUUUGUGAAUAGAUUUGCCAGCUAUGACCACCUGAUGGCAUUUUGGUCUUUGAUCGAGCCUUGUCUAUACAAGAUGGUCCGUGUCUCCAGAGCCAAAUCAGCUGCCCAGAAAAACGAAGAAGUGGUCGCACCUGCACGUGCAUCAACGAGACAGCUGCUCCAGCCCAUAGAUGAGCUCUUUCUUUUUCUUAACUAUCUUUCGGCUGGAUUGAAGGAGAGAGACCUGGCAAAUCGCUUUAGAAUUCACCAGUCCACUGUGAGCCGCAUCAUUGCCACAUGGACUUGUUUUCUGGCCACAGCACUAGGGUCUAUUUGUAUUUGGCUCACACCUGCAGAGGUACAGGCUUACCUCCCGGAGGAAUUCCGUGAUUACCCGGACACCCAGGUAAUUCUUGAUUGCACCGAGCUUAGAUGCCAAACCCCAUCCUCACCCCUCCUUCAAAGUGAGAUGUACUCUACGUACAAAUCCCACUGCACCAUGAAAGGCUUGGUUGGCAUAGCCCCACAUGGUGCAGUGACAUUCAUUUCCGCAUUGUAUGGUGGCUCAGUUAGCGACAAGGAAAUGUUCAAACAGUCAGGAAUCGCUGAGUUGCUGACCGAAAACAUGGCCGUUAUGGUCGAUAAAGGCUUCGUAAUCAGUGAUUGCUGCAAAAGCAAAGUUUACUGCCCACCCUUUCUGUCAAAGAACAAACAGAUGCCAGCAUGCCAGGUGAAGGAGACACAGGCCAUAGCCAGAUUGCGGGUGCACGUAGAGCGUGUCAUUCGGAGGAUAAAGGAGAACCGGCUUUUUGAUGGCACCAUCACCCUGUCAAAUGCGUACAAUAUCAAUGAAAUAUUUGCAGUUGCCUGUCUGCUGUCAAAUUACCAAAACAAGGCACUCGUCAAAAAAUGGGUUAAGUGAUUAAAUAAAGAGAAUAUUAUUGCCUUUCAUGAAAUGCAGUAGAUCUGUCUGCUAGGAUGUAAGUAAAGAUUGACUGUUUAAAUGUUCAGAACACUUGGAUUACGUGCAGUUAAUGUUUGGAUUUUCAUAUGCAUUUGAUUUCCCAUUUUACAAAAAGAAAUAAUAAUGCAAUUGCUGAGAAAAAAAAAUAUUUAUGGUGAUUACAUGGUCUCAUUGACAUUUCCAGGAAGAAACUGGACUUCUGGUUGUUUGGUUGACGGUGAGUUGCUGGCCAACGUGAGGUAAGACUGCUGGUGAAGGUGAGAUGAGACUGCUUGUGAGUUAACAGAUUUUACAGGGUAAUGUUUUUUAAAUUUUCUUAAGACGCAGGUAGCUAGGCAUGUAAUGGUAGAAAAAGAAAUGAUCUGCCUUUUCUCGAAUUGCGCUCUGCACUUCUGGCUCAACAUAGAUUCUCUGCACUACGUAGUCUUCCUGCGCCCACACAACAAAGUCGCACCACUGCAUUCCAGUUAUGAGCAGCUGGCCUUGGACUUGCCAAUAA
Messenger RNA from Gadus macrocephalus (Pacific cod), 3029 nucleotides. RefSeq lists its product as uncharacterized. Lineage: Eukaryota; Metazoa; Chordata; Actinopteri; Gadiformes; Gadidae. The transcript has 2 exons. The coding region runs from base 1547 to 2488 and encodes 313 amino acids. The record is from RefSeq and is a predicted model, not a curated record.